Messenger RNA from Quercus robur (English oak), 618 nucleotides. RefSeq lists its product as uncharacterized. The coding region runs from base 1 to 618 and encodes 205 amino acids. The transcript has a single exon. The record is from RefSeq and is a predicted model, not a curated record. Lineage: Eukaryota; Viridiplantae; Streptophyta; Magnoliopsida; Fagales; Fagaceae.
AUGGAAAUUCUACGGAUCCUUAAAGUCUACGAAGUCUCCUCUGGUCAACAGCUUAAUUGUCACAAAACCUCCUUAUUUUUCAGCCCAAACUCAGACAACGGAACCAAAGAAAGGGUGAAAAUGAUGUUUGGAGCUCAGGUUAUUAAACCUCAUGAAGCAUACCUAAGUCUGCCAUCACUUGUGGGAAGAUCCAAGAAUAAUACUUUUGCCCAACUUAAACAGAGAGUGGCUAAUAAGGUCUCGGGUUGGAAGGAAAAGAUUUUGACGCCUGCUAGGAAGGAAGUUCUGAUUAAGUCCGUAGCUCAAGCCGUCCCCUCAUAUACAAUGAGUUGUUUCCUGCUGCCUAAGAAUCUAUGUGAUGAACUGACUAGGGUGAUUAGACAAUUCUGGUGGGGACAGAUUGGGAAUGAGAAGAAAAUAGCAUGGCUGAUCUGGGAUUUGAUGUGCAAGCCUAAAGACACAGGAGGUUUGGGAUUUCGGGAGCUAAGAAGUUUCAAUUUGGCGCUCUUGGCCAAACAGGGAUGGAGGCUUCAAACAAACUCCAAUUCCCUAUUUAGCCAAGUGUACAAGGCCAAAUACUUCCCACAUUGCAGCUUUGCAGAGGCAAAAAUAGGUUGA